AUGCGCCCGCCGACAUCUGUCCGGUCCUUGCGGUCCUCGCUGGCCCAGGAGGUGUCUCCUACGAACUUCCGGGAUCUGCUGUCCUCAGAGCUGGCGGAGGCACAGAGCGAGCUGGUGGCGCUGCGGGGCAGGCUGAAGGGCAUCCGCGAGGCCACAGCAGAGCUGCGGCAUCGCGAUGCCGUGGAAGCGACGGAAGCGCCUCGUCGCCUGGCACGCUCAGAGGAGUUGGCAGCUGAGCACUGCAGAACACAUCAAGAGCUUUGGCAUCUGCAGCACUCCCUGGAGCAGGUGGAGCAGAGACACCGGGCCGUCCAGGAGGCCGGGGCCAGCGAGCUCUACGCGCAGUGGCGGGACGCUCUCCAUGCACACGUGCGCGCAGGAGGCCUGCUGGAUGUGGAGGACUUCCCGUUUGAGGCCUUCCUGAAGCAGGUUUCACAUGUGGUUCCCUUGACGGAGCUGGAGGCCAAAGAGAAUGCCAUCACAGACCUCAAGCAAGAUCUGCUGGUCAUGAAGGCCCAGGUCGAAAAUGCCCAGGAGACGGAGGCCGCGGUGCUCGCCCGCAAGGCGCAACUGGCCGCUGAGUCCGCGAUGCUGCGCAUGGAGCUGCAGGAGCAACGCGCGACGAAUCAAGGUUGGGGACAGGGCCGCGUGCGUGAUGCUACCCAGAAGCUCCAGAUCCGCGAGGAGCAGGAGCAUUAUCGGAACUUGGGAGAGGAGCUGGAGGCGCAGCUGCUCAACGAUGAGGAACAGCUGAGGGCCUCUGCAGCCCGGCAAGCUCCAGUCAUGUCCAGCCUGUGGCUUCUCGGCUCAAAGCUCUCUGGAGCUGCGCAGCCGCCGCGCCGCCCAUCAGCAGAGAUGUCGCUGCUCGUCCGUUGGGCGACCUCAGGGGAGGUGGUCUUCUCGGAGGAGCUCAAUGAGGGGUCUGGAAAGACGAUUCGGGCCUUGAAGUUGGAGCUGUCACGAGCUUUGUCCGGCGAGGCGGAGAUCUCGAGGUUCCGCCUCCGUCUCUCGAAGGACAAUGACAACACGGAGAUGGAGGAUGAUGUUGUUCUGGUCCCUCCACUCGAACUGAAGCUGGUGGUGUUGGGCCUGUGGCCGCCGAACCAGGAGCUGGAUGAGAAGUUCAUCCUCGCAUGUGAAGAAGGUUGCAUUGCAGGCGUGGAAAGAAGCUUGCGGCGACCUCAAAACCCGAACGCUACAGAUACGGUCGCAGCGGGCAAUGGGGAAACUUCUUUGCAGAGGGCGGCUGGGAAGGACCACGAGGCUGGAGCUUUACCUCACCUGACAGGAACCGGUGGCACAAAUUCCUUGCUUGGGGCAUCGAUGAGGGGCCACAGUGAAGUGGCGCACUUGCUACGGGCUAGAGUCGAUGGCCUCACUCCCUUGCAUUUGGCUGGCAUGAAUGGUCACCUAGACGUUUCGCGGCUUCUGCUCGAAGCUGGGGCUCCUUGCAACCAGGCCGAGACAGCCGAUGCCAGGACCCCUUUACAUGUGGCUGCUCAUCAUGGUCACGCCCACGUGGCGCAGUUGUUGCUUCAGGCGAGAGCAUGUUGUGAUCAGCCUGCAACUAGCGGGGGGACUGCGUUGCAUCUUGCAGCUGGCCGUGGCCACUUGGAAACAGUGCGCCUAUUGCUGGAGGCCGGAGCAUCUCUCAACCAGAAGGUCAAAGCGUGUAAUGAUCGGUGGACCUUCAUGUUCACCCCACUUGAGCUGGCUGUCGAGAAGGCGCACCUCGAAGUGGUGCGCUUGUUGCUGCAGGCUGGGGCCUCUCCUGACGUGGCCAGUUCUGGCGACGGCUCAACUCCUUUGCACUUGGCAUCUGCACAUGGCCAGCUGGAAAUUGCCUGUUUAUUGCUGCAGGCCGGAGCCGCCAUGGACCACGCAUUUCCAGAGGGCGAUGCUUUGACCCCUUUGCAUUGCGCAGCCGCGAGUGGCCACUCGUCUGUGGUGCAAUUCUUGCUAGAGCGUGGGGCAUCGUGUGAUCCUACUACUGGCAAUGGCUCGACUCCUUUGCAUUUGGCCGCUCGGGGCGGCCACCUGCAAGUCGUGCGUUUGCUGGUGGACUUCGGAGCUGAUCGGAAUCGAACCACGACUGGCGAGGAGGCUGCGACGCCCUUGGAGCUAGCAGCCCAGCAUGGCGAGGUGGUUCAGGUCUUGUGCGGCACUGACACUGGUUCUGCCAAGAGAAGGAAACGAGGCGGCCGGGCUAACGAGGCAGCAGGGCUUGCUGCGCCAGCGGAAAGCCGCAUUGGAGGAGCGUGCCCGCAAAACUCAGGGGGGAGCCGCAGAGCUGCGAAAGAGGGUGGAGGCACAGGAGUACGAGCUGGGUCGGCACAGACUCGUACGAGUGUGGAGCAGCGAGGAGGCGGAGGUCAGCCGCGUGGGCCAAGAGCACCAGAACGAGGCCCUGGCCUUUCUGCGGAGCGCAGCGCGCAUCCGUGCGGACACGGACAAUGCCGAACAGGAGCUGCAUCGCCUUUGGGCGCGACUCGGGGAGGUGCACCGCGAGGCGGCAGCCCAGCGGGAAGCGUUGGGCCACACAGCCGAGCUUCGCGGGGCCGUGGAGAAAGAUGUGCUGGGACUCCGGGAGACGAGUGCUUUCCUGGCAGAGCAGAAACGCCGCGCUCAACUUGGGAUAGGGUCAGGGCCGUGCCCAGCAGCCUCGGCGGCCCUGGAGAUCCUUCCAGAGACCUAUGCAGGGAGAUCCUCAGCUCAGCGGACAUUGGCUGCUUCGAUGCCCUGGAGAAAAUAUCGCUGCAGUGGGACGGGCUGGGUGUGAAGAGGCGGGAGGAGGCUUUGCAGGCUGUCUGUUUGCGUGACAUACACAAGACCGGCAUGCAAGAGGAGGAGAUGAUCGAAGGUUCACGGAAGCUCAUGUUUUCAGCCCCACUGAUGGCUUUGCAGGAGGAGCAACAUGGUCUCCGGCCCAUGCGCACGCUCGGUCCACUCAGUCACCGAAUUGGCGGUGCGGAGAACGUACAGCCUCUUCACGCUUGGGACUCUACCAAGACGUCCUCAAAGCGUCAUCCUGCCAAGCUGGCGUCGACGACCUCCCCAAACAAGGAGAACGAGAAUGAAGACCAGGUGAAUCGCAAACUUGACGAGGCCCGCGCAGACCCGGCACCACUCCUGGAGGAGGCCUCGCGUUGCGAGCUGGAGGGGGCAGCACUCACCGAAGCGCUGCGGACAAGCCUUCCAGGUCAGAGAUUGGGCGCACUCUGCAGGCUGCGGCAGGCACUGGCUUCGACCGCACACCCUCCGAUCGCCGGGGUUUUGCAGAGUGGCGGGGCUGAGCUGCUUGUCUCUGCCCUUCGCCCUUCCACAGCCUCGACUGCUGCCUGUCAAGUCGAGGCCGCGUGGUGCUUGGUCCAGCUCAGCUGCGGUAGCCCCCGCCAGACCAAACAUUUGGCCCAGGCUGGUGCUCUUCGGGCUGGCAUGGCCGCGCUACAGCAGGAAUCCAUCGCGGAAAGUUCGGAGCUUUGCGCCUGCUGUCUGCAGCUGCUCGCGAACGCUGCUGGAGAUGAAGACCGCAGCCUGCGAGACUGCCUCCUGCAUGCCGAGAUUGUCGAGGUCCUUGGCCAGCUGUUCGGAGAGAUGCCUGGCUUCUCUUGGACACAGCUGGAGCGUGCAGAUGUCCUUCGUAACUUGACUCGGCUCAUGGCGGCUCUUUGCCACAGCGUGUCUGUGUCGAACCUGCACCGCGUCGAGUGCUGCGCAGACUUCUUUUUCCAGGUUCUAGAGGGCUCCACCGACAGAGAAAUGCUGCUCAUGGCUCUGGAGGGUCUCUGCCACCUCCUCAAGGCUAACCAGGAGUCUGCAGCCUGUGCUUUGGCUGAGAGGCUUGCAAGUGCUGGCUUUGAUCUGAAGCAGGUGGAGGCGAUGUUGGCAUUGCAGAGCCUGUCCGACACUUCUGCGCAGGUAGGCUUUGUGCUCAGCGAGAUGGGCUUCGAAUCCUAG
Symbiodinium natans is the source of this 3957-nucleotide messenger RNA. The record is from the annotation of a GenBank genome assembly. NCBI's taxonomy places the organism in Eukaryota, Dinophyceae, Suessiales, Symbiodiniaceae.